Molecule: messenger RNA, 600 nt
Organism: Lingula anatina
Lineage: Eukaryota; Metazoa; Brachiopoda; Lingulata; Lingulida; Lingulidae
Product: tyrosine--tRNA ligase, cytoplasmic-like
Biological process (GO): tyrosyl-tRNA aminoacylation
Molecular function (GO): tRNA binding; tyrosine-tRNA ligase activity; ATP binding
Source: RefSeq, a predicted model, not a curated record
AUGGAAAAUGGGACAUUGUCCUUGGAGGACAAAGUGGAACUCAUUUCAAGGAAUUUACAAGAAAUCCUUGGAGAAGAUCGAAUGCGGGAUGUACUGAAGGAAAGAAACUUAAAAGUUUACUGGGGCACAGCUACAACAGGAAAGCCCCAUAUUGCCUACUUUGUACCUAUGUCUAAGAUUGCUGAUUUCCUCAAGGCUGGAUGUGAGGUAACAAUACUAUUUGCUGACCUACAUGCUUACUUGGACAACAUGAAGGCCCCCUGGGAUUUACUACAACUUAGGACUAAAUAUUAUGAGGCUGCCAUCAAAGCAAUGCUGAAGUCCAUAGGAGUGCCAUUGGACAACCUCAAGUUUGUCAAGGGGACAGAGUAUCAGUUAAGCAAGGAAUAUACACUUGACGUUUACAAAUUGACCUCCCUGGUCACAGAGCAUGAUGCCAAGAAAGCUGGAGCUGAGGUGGUGAAGCAGGUAGAGCACCCUCUCCUCAGUGGCCUACUCUACCCAGGACUACAGGGCUUGGAUGAAGAGUAUUUGGGAGUAGAUGCACAGUUUGGAGGCGUAGACCAAAGAAAGAUUUUUACAUUUACUGAAAAGGUAUAA